AAAAAAUGAUGUAGCUGACUGAUCACCAAUGGCAACAGCUGAUACACAAUCGGCAAAGCCUCGGAGUAGUCGUCGUAGACUUCAUAAUCCACAGGUGGAAAAUGACUUUGCACCAGGAGAUGGGGAACCACCUGCAAGACCCCCACCUCUGCAGCGGUCACAGUCCCAGAGAGAGAGACCAACAAAACAGCUGGAUUUCUACCAAGCCAUGUUGGAUUUCAAAGCAAUGUUCCCAACAAUGGAUGCGGAUGUGAUUGAGGCAGUUCUGAGGUCUAAUGAUGGGGCCGUUGAUGAUACUAUAGAUCAGUUACUGACUAUGAGUAUUGACGGUGUUGACAAAGACUUUGUGGACAUACCUCCAGAGCUCAUUUCUCCUGUGGAGGAUGGUUGCCCGACCUACCAUGAGAAGCGAACUGAAGAUUCUCCACCGUCAUACACAGAAGCUGUCCAGUCAAACAACAGUAUCUGGACCACUCCCAUUACACAAGCAACGAGUAAAACCUCACCAACUCCACCAAAGAGGAGCCCUAUAAGAUCAAACACAACCCCUACCCCAAAGACUCACAGUCAUGGACAUAGCAAAUCAUCAUUGCAUCAUCAUAGUCGUUCAUCACAUCAUCAUCACCAUCAUCAUCGCAGGAGUCAUCGAAGUCGACAGAGUGAUGACGUGGUGGACUCGCUAGCUCUUUCUAAUACAGAACCAAAGAGACCCCUUCCCAGCUCCCCAGUAAGUCACAGCACCCCUGUCAAGAGUGGCUUCAGAAAUUGGAAUCCUCCAAUGCUGGGGACCCUCCCUGAUGAUUUCCUGAGAUUAACAGUGCCAAAGUCUCCUGAUCCACUCUCACUGGAGGGAUUUUUACCACACAACUCAGAGAGAACUCACCACAAUAUCAGUAGGAGAAACAGGCACACUGAGAGACUGUCAAACAGUAGCAGUGAGCACAAGAAAAAAAUAUCACGGAGUCGUAGUGAGCGAGCUCCUGAAAGACCCAAGUGGUCUCAUGGAGGUGAAAGUUUACCUGUGGUACAUGCUCAUGGGAAAAGUGUAGACGUGUCUCCAGGGAUGUCCAAAUCAUUGAUAAUUUCCUCACAUGAAUUCAGUCAAGAUAUGCUGGAUGAAAAGUUGAAGGAAAAUGAGCGACGGAGAAGGAAGGCUGUGAAAAAUGUUGAUCUAGAAAUGUCCCAGUAUUUGGAGGAUGAACGUCUUGCUAUAGCUCUACAAAACAGUGAAUUUUUACAGGAGCUUCGGGGGAAUGAGGACUUCAUGAAAACUUUAGAGAAAGAUCACAGGGAUAUGGCUUCAUUUGAGCCUACUGUAUUACCUGCCUUACAGCCAAGGGAGACAACAGCUACAAAUGGUUAUGGUGAUGACAGACAGACAAACCUGGAACCAUUUCCAUUUACCCAGACUUCCCCAAAACAAAAGGAUGAAGAUGCGGAGCUACGACGACAGCUUAAUAAUAUGGGCGGAGCAUCCAAGAAGCAAUUCAUGGCACUAGCCAAGAAGUUUUUCUCCAGAAGGAAGAAGAAGAUGACUUUGAAACAGAUUCAGAAGGAGAAGCUGGCUCCAUCUAUGGUCAACCUGCUGGAUAGCGAUGAAGAAGACUUUGUCCCUGAUGAGGACUCAAACCCAUAUAAUCAAAAGGCUGAGAUAGAGCCACUGCCGGACAGUUUACUGAGGAUACCUAAUGUACGUACAGCUGAUCACCAGCGGACCAGUAGUGUGCCCGUCUAUCAUGACAAUAAAGCCACAGAUUUUAUAUGAAUCACCACUCUAGACAGCAGAGAGUCUAUAAAUGGUGAACCACCAGACUUCACCACAACAAAGCCACAUUAUAUGAUAUCACCACACUAGACAGCUGAGAGUCUAUAAACGGUGAACCACCAGGCCAGUUCUAGUUAGAGACAGUUCUAUUUCAGGGUACACAAAGUCCUCCAAGCAAUAAGUAUCACCUCUCUGAACCUUUGAUGCAAUACAUGUGUUAUUAAGAACAAUAGUUUGUUUACUUGAUUUUGAACAAUGGCCAGUUUUGACCUGGCUUUAAUAUUGUUUUGAUUCUCUGUACUUUUUGUAACUGUCUCCAGUGUUUUUUGACAGUUUCUGUAUUUUUUUAUUAAUUUCAUUAACAUCAUUUAUUAAUCAAGUGUCUCAUAGUGUAUACUCAAUAAUUCA
Saccostrea echinata is the source of this 2173-nucleotide messenger RNA. RefSeq names its product myotubularin-related protein DDB_G0290005-like. The transcript has 10 exons. The record is from RefSeq and is a predicted model, not a curated record. Lineage: Eukaryota; Metazoa; Mollusca; Bivalvia; Ostreida; Ostreidae. Gene Ontology annotation, molecular function: ubiquitin binding. The coding region runs from base 29 to 1765 and encodes 578 amino acids.